This is a messenger RNA of Balearica regulorum gibbericeps (East African grey crowned-crane), 862 nucleotides long. It is a transcript of the gene GPR39, whose product is annotated as G protein-coupled receptor 39. The record is from RefSeq and is a predicted model, not a curated record. NCBI's taxonomy places the organism in Eukaryota, Metazoa, Chordata, Aves, Gruiformes, Gruidae. Gene Ontology annotation, molecular function: G protein-coupled receptor activity. Gene Ontology annotation, biological process: G protein-coupled receptor signaling pathway. Gene Ontology annotation, cellular component: membrane.
AUGGCAGGACAAACAUCCCCUUCAGACUGUUCUCACCUCAUUGACCAAAGCCACAUCCCUGAGUUUGAGGUGGCUGCUUGGGUCAAGAUCACCUUGGCUUCAGUGUAUGUCUGCAUCUUUAUUGCGGGCAUCUUGGGCAACAGCAUCACUAUCAAGGUCACUAAGAUCCUGCAGAAGAAAGGCUACCUGCAGAAGGAGGUCACGGACCACAUGGUGAGCCUGGCCUGCUCUGACCUGCUGGUCAUCUUGCUGGGCAUGCCCAUGGAGUUCUUCAGUGCCAUCUGGAGCCCCUUUUCCACCCCUAAUGGCAACAUAGCUUGCAAGCUCUACUACUUCCUCUUUGAAGCCUGUAGUUACGCCACUGUGCUGCAUGUGGCUACCCUCAGCUUUGAGAGGUACGUGGCUAUCUGUCACCCCUUCAAAUUCAAGGCAGUCUCUGGACCCCGCACAGUGAAGCUGCUCAUCGCCUUUGUCUGGGGGACAUCUGUCAUCGUAGCUCUGCCCCUGCUUUUUGCCAUGGGCACAGAAUAUCCCCUGGAAACCAUAGCGGGCUACCAAAGUAUGACUGCCUGUGUCAAGCCUGUGCACCACCUCCCUGAACUGAAGCACAAUAUGACCAUCUGUACCAGCCUCUCCUCCAAGUGGUCUGUCUUUCAGGCCAGCAUCUUCAGCGCCUUUGCUGUGUACAUCGUAGUACUGGGAUCUGUCGCCUUCAUGUGCCACAGCAUGAUGAAAACCCUGAUGAUCCACAAGGAAGGAACUGUGGCAGUGAAGGGUGGACUAAGACACCAGGAGCAGUACCUAAGAAAAAGUGAAAGCUCGGAGGGCAAGAGCUCCAGGAGACAAAUCAUUUUAUUCCUGG